CCCUUAGAGUGACCCCGUCUCUGUGUGCGUCCCGUCAGGACGGCGUGGACGGCGGAGACCUGGUGAAUGGCGUGGCUGAGCGGAGCUCCAAGGAGCCGAGCCCCGGCGCCUCGCCGACCGCCGGCAGGAAGAGUAAGACCAGCCAGGCGUCCACGCUGCCGUCCAGGAACCAGGACUCGUCCUCACAGCUGGAGGGACUGCUGCACCGCAAACACGAGUGGGAGGGGCACAAUAAGAAGGCGUCCAACAGGUCGUGGCACAACGUGUACUGCGUCAUCAACCACCAGGAGAUGGGCUUCUACAAGGACAGCAAGGCGGCGGCUCAGGGUGUCCCCUACCACGGCGAGGUGCCCAUCAGCCUGAAGGACGCGUCGUGUGACGUGGCGUCCGACUACAAGAAAAAGAAACACGUCUUCAAAUUGCGAGUCAACGACGGAAACGAGUUUCUGUUCCAAGCCAAAGACGAAGAGGAGAUGAGCACCUGGAUCCAGGCCAUCCUGAACGCCAGCUUUGACCGCUCCAGCGUGCAGGGCAGCAACCCCGGCACGCCGGCGUCUGGGCGUGCUCAGACGCUGCCGGCCGCCGUCACGCUCACCAACGAGUCGAGUCCCGGCAAGAGGGAGAAGGACAAAGAGAAGGACAAGGAGAAACGCUUCAGUCUGUUCAGCAAGAAGAAACAGUAGAACGCCAAACACGCGGCGGCGCUUUGGUGAAACCGCUUCAGUCGAAUCUCGACGCACGCUCUGACGCAGGACACGUCCCAUUUAGCUUCUCUUCACCUUCUGGAACCUGAAAGAACUGGAACCUGCCUCCGAGCGUCCGUCAGGUCUGAGCUGCUUCAUGAAGGUCUUCAGCAGAGAAUCGUCUCCGGCGCUGCACGUUAACGCGGCGUUCCCACCAAACUGCUCGCUCUGACGAGACCUUCAUCAAGUCUGACUCACAGUGUGAACUUUAGCAGCUGUUCUCCCGCCGCCAUUUCCUGUUCCUGCACGCCAGAAUUCACCGCCAAAACUCUGACGUCUGCUGGCGUCUGCAGAGUUUAGAAACAUUCACACAAAACAUCAAAUCCAUUGAAACACAGAUUCUAACAUUUCUGCUCAGAUUAAUUUGGUGCGCUGAAAAGAUUUUUGCAAACGAACACACAAACCUGGUGAUGACAUCACAACUGAACAGCCAAUGACGGAGGCCGGCGGCUGAGAAAGUUCAAGGGAGGUUCAGAAAAUGUAGAGUUUCACCAAAGUCCGACGACGGUUGUUUCUGUGUUUAUUCUCAAAGCAGGUUUUGGUUUUUUUCAAUAUAUUUUUGGUUUGAUUUUCCUCACGUGGUUGUUCGGUUGAGUGGCGAGGCGACGCUGUGCCUGAGAGCGAGAGAUGCGUCUUCGCCUCGGACACUGUGAUGUAACAGCGGUUCAUCGUCGACAGAAGAGCCGGCGGUUUCUGUUCUUACGCGGUGACGAACUGCUCGGGAUUAGACUUUGUGAUGUGAUGGCGAAGACUCCGACGCUUUCGUUCUGAUGUUUGUCAACCACAAAUGCUUUUUCUUCACGACAUCUUGACAGAAUGAGCGUCUCUCGUUCUGCGGUUCGUCUAUUUGUUGAUGAUGAACCGUCCAGACCGAAGGCAACGCCGCCUCUCGCUCAGGUGUUUGUCAAGUCGUCGGUCUGUCGAUGAUGAGCUGCUGUUUCUCAGCCUCCGAUAUCGCUUUGUGGUUCGUGACGAUGGACUGCUGUUACACGUAAUCAAAGCUGAAUGGAACGCCGCCUCCGGCUCUGACGUUUAUCGGUUAAUUGGUUUGUCAGUAUGUCGAUGAUGAACCGCUGUUUCUUCACGACAUCUUGCUGAACGAGCGCCUGUUCUUGCUCUGAGGUUCAUUAAUUCGUCGACGAUGAACCGCUGUUUCUUCUGAACCGAAGGCGUCGCCGCCUCUCGCUGUCUUGGUGACGUCCGCAGGGACCACAAACUCAUUUUUCUUUGUUGUUUGUUUUUAACGUUUGAUUUUUAUUUUGUUAAAUUUGGGUUAUUUUUGUACUUUUUCGAAGCAGGUCGAAGUUAAUUCCUCAGUUUUGUGAGGGUGUCUUCAGAGACAACCUACAUUCUUCCUCUGCCGUUGAGAAAUUGGACCAAUAGUGCAUUUUUUUGUUGUGAUUUUGACUUCACGUCCUCUGCCGCUCUGCAGCCAUUUUCUUUUUGUCUUAAAAAGCAGCCAAUCACGUUGGAGGAGGCUUAUGAUGUAGAAAUGUCCACUUGCAUGCUUCGUCAGGCUCAGAGCGUCGCCUGAAACUCACCUGAAACUAAACUUUCUUCAUUCGGAUCCUUUCCUGAGUUUUCUUUGGUUGCGGUGUGUUUCCGAUGGAGGCCGGUGUGUAUAAUAAACACAUGAAGGCGUCAGUGUCGGGUGGCCGCAGACAGCCGCUGAGCUGCGGCGCCGCACUCACGAAGGUCGCUUGCUUGUCGUCGGCUCUUGGCGCUGCGUUCAGAUUUUCUGCUCUUUGAUACUCGUGUUGCUCUCCGUCGCUGUUUAUCUAUCGUAGCGAACAUGUAUGGAAGUUAACGCCAUCUUACUGCACAAUCAGAACUACAUCUAUAGGAAUGAAGAAGACGCUGUCUAAGGCCGAAUAUUUAAACCCAAGUUAGACCAUAAAGGCUUUUCUCAUGUAUGAAACUGCACCUGUAGACUUUAAAGCUCUCUCUGUCAAAUAUGUGCGAUGUCAUUAAAGCUUUUAAACUUU
Messenger RNA from Plectropomus leopardus (leopard coralgrouper), 2728 nucleotides. NCBI's taxonomy places the organism in Eukaryota, Metazoa, Chordata, Actinopteri, Perciformes, Serranidae. The record is from RefSeq and is a predicted model, not a curated record.